GUGUUUUCUUUGUGUCUUCUGCCAACAAAACCCGUCACGGCCCAUUUUGGAAUAUAUAUAGAGACAAUGCCGAAAAGACCAAAUAUUAUACUUCUCCAGAAUCCGCUCUUUCUUACGACAAUUCUUCGAAGUGUCGAAUUUAUCGAUCUCGGAAUACUUCGAAUGCAUGGAGCGUCAAUUUGCGAAAUCCAUAUCCGUUUAUGAUAGUGUCUAUUCGAUCCCAACGACUAGCGAAGGGAAGGAGAACGCCAGCAGCGACAAAGACGACAAGGAAGAUAUGGAAAGGCCUCGGGGUCUUUUGAGUCUCCCGAGCGAGAUACGCUGCGAAAUAUACUGGUAUCUCCUCUGCAGUCACAGCCAUCCGAUCGUGUUUCCUCGACCGUCCACAAUUCAAGGCAACAGCCUCAUUGCGACGGAGCCGCGAAUAUGGACUGCAAUUCUUUCGACUUGCAGGGUUGUCUAUGAAGAGGCUUUGCCUAUUCUUUAUGGCCAGAAUUUCUUUUGGUAUACCGUCCCCGGUGGUUUCGGUGCCCGGGCAUCCCGCUACGUCGCACAAAUGUCCAAGGAACAGCCAAGUCCCGAAGCUCUCGAUAAGAAACCAGCGUGUACGCCGGACCUUGGAAUUGCAGAGAAAUUCGUACCCCUACUCAGAUCCGUCACUAUAGACCGCGUGUGUUUUGGAAGUGAGUUCAAUGACGACGACGAUAUUUUUCUCGCCAAACUGAUUGAUCACUUCACGAGCACGGAUUUGAGAUUGACGCAUUUCCAAUUCAAUCUUAGAUCUUAUUUCGAUGUGUGGUCCGUUGGUCCUCAGCUCCUCCCGCGUCAAAGCACAGCCAUUGCGGCCCUCAAGCGUAUGAGAAGUGUCAAGCUUCUCUCAUUUUUCAUCAGCGGCAGCCUUAAAUGUGACCAAGGCCUCAUCGAUGAUCUGUGCGCAGCUUGGAAUGGUCUUCCCUUUUUCAUUUAUGAUCAUGGCGUCCAAAUCUCCCCCAGCGGGCAAAAUGACCAAGUUCGACAUCUGCCAGCCUUGGCAUGGCUGACUUGGGGAACGGAUGAGCUAAACGGGUUGACUGAAUUGUUCCUGUAUAGGCUAGGAUAGCUGCCGGCGGAGACACGCUUGGAAAGUAUUAUCAUGCCCACGCAGGUUGAACAGAGCUGCAAACGCCGCCGCAUUGGAAACUUGGUUUUGAUCUCUGGUCAGCUUUGCCAUUGUUUCGUGUUGAGGCCGAACUAGUUUUCUUUAGUGAAAUCACGUCAAAUAUUCAUUCAAGCGUCAUCGUCUUGUUGGCCUGGCUCCGCUGCAGUGGCCAUCGCUGCCUCCUCGGCUGUGGAUGGGAAGCUUAAAUAUUU
Messenger RNA from Xylona heveae TC161, 1350 nucleotides. RefSeq lists its product as hypothetical. The coding region runs from base 167 to 1099 and encodes 310 amino acids. The transcript has a single exon. The record is from RefSeq and is a predicted model, not a curated record. NCBI's taxonomy places the organism in Eukaryota, Fungi, Ascomycota, Xylonomycetes, Xylonales, Xylonaceae.